Messenger RNA from Rotaria sordida, 1074 nucleotides. The record is from the annotation of a GenBank genome assembly. NCBI's taxonomy places the organism in Eukaryota, Metazoa, Rotifera, Eurotatoria, Philodinida, Philodinidae.
AUGCCAAAUUUGGAAAGAUUUGAUUUAUAUGUAAAAAAGCAAGGAAAAGCAAAUGAAGGAGAAGAAAAAGUCGAAUGGGCAACUUUAGAGACAUUAACUUCUAAUUCUGUCAUGCCUCGUCUUCGACGAUAUUCUUUUAUCUAUAAUUUAUCGACAUGUGAUGAAAUUCAACAUAUAUUUCAAUCGUCUCUUUUCAAUAAUGACAAGCGACAUAUUCGUAUUCAGUUUGCACUUCAUAUUAACUCAUUGACUUCCAUAGAUUUAUCUGAUAUUAUUGACAUAUGUAACAUUCAUUCUACACAUUAUAAUAAUAUUUUUGUGCAAUAUAAUGAUGAAGAUAAGUCAAAAUUACACUAUACUUUGUUCACUUCAUCAUGGCCAAGUUGGACAAUAUUUUGGAUGAAUCAUCAUAAUGUAGCACCACGCAGUGGUGUCCAUCAGUUAGGAAUCAAAUCUCCAAACAUUUCAUUACAUUCACUUGGUAAAUUAUGUUCUGAUGCUAAUGAAUUAGUAUGUCAACAUCCUGCAUCGUUCUCCAUGGUUGACUCAUUAAUUAUGGCACCAACACCUUUAAUCAAUUUACGUUGUUUAGAAAUACACAAUGUCGUCCCGGGAUUGGAACUUCUUUUUGAUGGUAAUAUGCUUCCUCGUUUGCAUUCUCUUCGUGGACUGAUUAUACCACUAUUCGUUGCCUUUGCAAGUCGGGUGAAUCAAAUGAAAACUCUUGAUACGGUUGAUCAUUUGGCGAUUACAGAUCAAGGAAGUAAUGAAGAAAGGUGUUUCUCGUUCAAACAGUGGCAUAUAGUGCUUGAUGCUCUACCUCGCUUGAGAACCCUACUUGUUCAACUUCAUAAUGGAAAGUGUCCACCAAUGGUAAUGGCAGAUCUAUUUGUUAAUUAUAUAAAACGAACAACUCGAGCACCUCUUAAUCUUUUUUCUUGUUGCAUCGAUCAUAAUAGUGAUGCCAAUAACAAAGAAGAUUUUAUUAUAUAUUUAGAAGAAAGAAUUGAAAUGGUAUGUUCUUCUGUUCAAUUUGCAUUGAUCAGUCCGACAAGACUUGAUGCAUGGAUGUAA